AAGCAGUUGCGGAGGCAGGUCAGAUGAAUGAGAGAGAAACCACGGAGAGAGAGAGAGAGGAGCUUAGAGACUGAGACGCCACUCAGAAUGAGCCUAUGAGGAGAGAGAGAGGUCGAGCGUAUGCAAGAGCAGGCACAGGAAAGAUAAAGAACGGCAAAGUUAGUCAGGGAUGGCCUAGCUCUCCAGGGCGCUUAUUUGGUCAGAAGCAUUGGGGCGAGCAUUUGAGUAGGGGGAUACUGCUUGUGUUAUUUUUGUAGAUUAUGAGCAGUUUGGAUGAUUUUGUGGCUGUCUGAGACUCAGGUGCUAAUAGAGAGACAGGUGAGAAGAAAGAGGGAGACCUAGGCUUAGAACAUAGACGAAGAGAGGGACUAGCUGUGUGGGUGAACCAGUAUGACCGAACCUAGGGUGUGAUCAAGGUGUGAAUUCGGUCAGUGACGUGUGUCGUGUGCGUGUGGACAGGUCCUCCAGUUUGGUUCUGGACCCUGACUGGCAGUUGCUGCUACUGUGCAGGUAUGGAUUCCUCCACACUACUGAGCUUGGUGGGUGCAGCACUUGUUCUGUCAAUCAUCUUGCUGGCCAGCAUUUGCCUACACUGCAAAGGAAACAGCCAAUCAAAAUACAUAUCGCAGGACUAUCAACAGUCCAGUCACGGGAACCAUGGAUUCGCACUUGUACGCUCAUAUACAGAGAAUCCUUUGCCCAAUACCCUCCCUACUCAAAAUUCUUUACCGAUUAUUACUUCUCCAAUGGCUGAUCCCAGGCGGAGCUCUGCUUGCCCUUCCUUUGAUUGUGAAAGUGAGAUUGAUUAUGUGAACCAAGAAGAUAACAAUGAGGAUCCUGGAAAUGGCUAUGAGGCUCCCCCUGACAAGAACCAAGACUAUCCUGACUAUCUGGACGUGUUACCAGAUGACCCACACGUGUCACAGAACAGUCUCGCCUCUUCUGCAAAUUCAGGACAAAAUUAUGAGAAUGUGAAUGAAGACACUGGAAUUGAUGAUGAUGAUGAUGAUUCAGACAGUCAACAGUAUAUCAAUGUAGCCCCGGAGAACACAGGAAGUCGCUUAGGAAGCUUUCAAACGCCAAUUGGAUCCCUUGGGAGUUGCAGCAGUGAUGGCCAGGGCAGCUCAGACUAUGUAAACGCUCCUAACCAAGAGUUCUGGGCUGAUCCACAUGUCUUGAUUUAAAACAGCCAACAAAGGUCAAGAUGAAAUUUGAAUCGCCACCCAGAGAUCGAUCACACAGACAGGAGUUUUAUAAUAUAUUUGAUAAGCAACGUUGUAGAGUUGCCAUUUUGUGUUUACCACACAUUUUAAACAUCAUGCAUUCUGGACUGAAUAAACAUCACAUCCGAGAAGGAAAUCCAGACUCUUUAUUACAUUUUACCGUCAUUUCCUGUUUACAGGAUUUGCUGACAAUAACCUGAGAAUAUUCCUUUUUAAAUGACAUUUUCCUUUAUUUUUAACAUCAUGUACAAUUUCUGGCUUUUCUUUUUCUAUAAUUUCAGCUGUUGUUCGUUGGCCGUUGUAUGUAAAAUAGUGCUUUCCUGCUCUGCAGCUGUUUAUUUGUUUGUAUGAUACUGAAAUAAACGACAC
Messenger RNA from Colossoma macropomum (tambaqui), 1592 nucleotides. RefSeq names its product linker for activation of T cells (gene lat). The record is from RefSeq and is a predicted model, not a curated record. The transcript is spliced from 13 exons. Lineage: Eukaryota; Metazoa; Chordata; Actinopteri; Characiformes; Serrasalmidae. The coding region runs from base 513 to 1184 and encodes 223 amino acids.